AUGAUAGAAGAAAUUACCAAAAGUUUAUUUCCGUAUGAUGCAAAAUUCUUUAAAGGUCUUUUCGAUAAAUAUAUGAAAGAAGAAGAUUAUAGCAAAGAUUUGAAAUGCCUACAAAAUUCUCGAAAGUUAAUAGAAGAAAUAAUUAGUAAGGAAAAUGGAUUAAAUUUUUAUAUCGAUGAAAAUUAUGAUGAAAAUUUUUUGAAGAAAUGCAAGUUACCAUAUUUUAAAAAAUUGUUAAAAUAUAUAAAAUAUAUGGAAGAACAAAAACAAGACGACGUUAAAAAUAAAAAUGUUGAAAAUGAAGAUUUGAUAGAUGAAGAUAAUAAAGAAGCAGAUAUACAAAAGGAAAAGAAAACCAAAAAAAAUGUAUCUGAUUAUUUUAUAUUUAAUAAAAAAAUUAAUAUGAUAAAUAGUUAUAGAAUACAUUAUUAUUGUUCAAAUAUAAUCCAAUCGAUACCUUCUUUAACAUAUUUAUCUGUUAUAAAAAUAUAUUUACAAAAUUAUCCAUUAAAAAUAUUCUUAACCUGUAUAUAUUUUUACACCUUCGUAACUUACGUAUGUGAUAGAGACAAUGUUAUAGAUUUUUUGGAGGCACUAUUUUUUUCCUUAAUGGUGACUAUCGGAUGUAUAUGUCUUACUAUUGUACAUUAUUUAAAAGAAAACAGAAUUAACUCCAUAACAUCAAAAUUUAAUCACAUUAAAAGGAAUUAUAUAUGCCGUAAUUUCAUCAAACAUAAUGUGAAAAACAAACAAAUGUUAAUGGACAAAUUUGAAAGCAAAAAAACUAUGGAGAUAAAAAAAUAUUCGAAAUACUUUUUUUUGAAGAGCUUCCUGAAUAGAGUUAAUUCUGAACUAUAUGAUUAUGAACAUUUCAAAGAUAAAUCAAAUAUAGAUUAUAUACCCUUUGAGGUAAAUGAAAAUGUUUUUAAUUUUGACUCCGAUAAUUUAAAUAAUGAUGAAUUAGAAAAAGAGAAGACCAAUAAAAAAAAUGAUGAGGCUGGUAUGGAAGGUAAUGAAGAUUUGUUAAUAAAAAAUAUAAAAAUGGAAGAUAAAAAUGAGAUUGUUCAAGAAUAUAAAGGAAACAAGGUGAAUGUAGAAAAAAUAUUUUUGGAUAAGGAAAAGAAUACUAAUAAGAUGAAAGGGAAUAUAACUAAGGAAGAGAAUAUAAAUGAUAAAGAAAAUAUAAACGAUGAAGAAAAUAUAAACGAUGAAGAAAAUAUAAACGAUAAAGAAAAUAUAAACGAUAAAGAAAAUAUAAACGAUAAAGGGAAUACAUAUAAAUCAAGAUAUAUUGUAAAUAAUAAUAAUAAUAAUAAUAAUGAUAAGAAAGUAAAUAUUAAUAAUUUUAUUAAAAUGAAUGACAGCGAAAAUGUACUAUCAAAGAAUGUAGAUAAAGAUACAUUAAAUAAAGAAUCAAGUAUUAUAAUAUUUAUUGACGAAAGGAAAAAGAACGAUUUACUAAAUUAUAUAUUUUUCGAAAAUAACUUUUAUUUUAUUAAUGGGAAGAAUCUUCUUGUUGGAGAUAUUGUAUAUUUAUUUAAAGGUGACAUAAUACCAGCUGAUGGUAUAUUAUUAAAAAGUAAUAAUAUGAUAGUAGAUGAAUCUAAUUUGAUGAAUACUCUUGAGAAGAAGAAAAAAAGGAAAAUAAGUUUAGAUGAAUAUAUAUAUGAGAUGGGAAAAAUGAAAAAGAAAAAGAUAAGUGUUGAUGAAUUAAAAAAAACAAAAAUGAAUUAUUUUGAAAUGUUAAAUUUAAAAAUGAAGAUGAAAAUAAAAAAGUUCAGUGAAGAUAUUAAUAUAAAAAAAAAUUCUAAUAUAGAAAAGAAUAAUGAUACAUAUAUAAUGAAUGAUAUAGAAAAUAUGGAAAAUGUGAAAAAAAGUCCUGAUAUAUUAUAUAAUUCGAAAAAGGCAUAUAAUGAGGGAAAAGAUGAAAAUAUAAAUAAAAUGACACUACAUAAUAAUAAUAAUAAUAAUAAUAUUAGUUGUGGUAUGUAUGAUAAUAAUAAUUUGUGUGAAAAAUAUGAUGAUGUGUGUCCACUUUUAUUAUCAGAAUCUUCUAUUAUUGAAGGAAGUGGUAUUAUGAUUACAACGUGUGUUGGUAAAUACAAACAAAUGUUUUAUUAUAAUUCUAUCAAAAAAAUAGAGAGUAGUACUAGAAUAGAGAAUUUAAUAAAUAGAUAUUCCAAAAACAUGGUGAUAUUAAUUAUAUUUUCUUGUUCUAUAUGUAUUCUUUUUAUCUUUAUUCAUUUUUUAAUUAAUUUAAUUGAAAAUGAUAUGCAAACUUUUGCAUAUAAUUUAUUAAUGUUUUUAUUAAAUACAAUAAUAUUAGAAAUAUUGAAAUAUCUGUUGCUAUCAAUUGAUCAAAUGCCUUUAUUAUUACAAAAUUGUUUAGCUUUAAAUUCGAGUAAAAUAUUGAAAGAGAAUUUUAUGAUAAAUACAAAAAAUACAUUUGAAAAUAUUCUUUUUUCUAAUACAAUAUUUAUUGAUAUAAAUAGAUAUAUAAAAUAUAAAUGUGUAUAUUUUUUUUUUAAUACUCAGUAUACUUAUUCAUUUGUUAAUACCUAUUUUUUAUACGAUACGUUGAGAAAUCCUAGCCCUUCUUUCAAAAUAUUUAACAGAGAUAAUGAUAAACAUAUAAUGAAUAAUUUAUUUUUUCAUUUAUUGAUUGAGUGUAUACUUACAACUAGUAAUAUGUAUCAAUAUAAUGAAUAUUUUUUAGAUAUAGAUAUAUCUUUAAUAAAUUUUAUGAAGAAUUUUCAAGUAAAUGUCGAAGAUUAUUUUGUUAAGCCUCACAAUAUAUUACAACUUAAAUAUGUUAAAGGGAAGGCUGUUUUUACCUUUGUUCUUUUAAAUAAAGAAAAGGAAAAAAAUUUAUAUAUACAAAAUGGUAAGGUACAUGGAGAACAACCAAAUUAUAAUGAUGUUAAAAGGAAGGUAUGUGAAGGGAAAGUUAUGCGAAUAUUUAUUAAGGGUCAUGUUGAUUUUGUUCUACCAAAAUGUAAAACCUACCUGGAUGGAGACACACAAAAGGGAGAUAUAGAAAAGUUAAAGGAAAAAAUUAAAAAUAUAAAAGAUGGUGAAGUAGAUACAAUUCUUUGUUUUGCUUACAAAGAUGUGACACUAAACGAAAACAAUAUGGAAGAUAACUUAUAUAUAAAGAAAAGAGAUAAUGAAUAUAACCUUAAGAAUGAAGAGAUAAAUGAUAAUAAUUAUACUUGUAUUAGCAUAUUAGUAUUAGAGAGAUAUCUAAGUAAAUAUUUAUAUUUUGAUUAUUCAAUAUUAGAAGCUAAUAAUUUGAAUGCUAAAUUUUUUACAAAGAAUAAUUUGGAAAGUACAAAUAAAUUAUUUGAUAAUUUUGGGAAACAUUUGGAAAGUAUAAAGGCAUAUGAUGCAACAAAAAUAAAUGAAAUAAAUAGUUUUGAUUUAAGUUUUGAUGAGGAUGAGAUAAACGAUUUUAAUAAAAAAGGAGAAAAAGGAAAGGAAAAUGACAAAAAGAGGAAAGGAAAAGAAGAAAAAGAAGAUGAGCAUUCUGAAGAAGAUAUUAUAUAUUUAAAAAAUGAGUUGAAUGAACCUAAUUUAAUGGAAUAUAAUAAUAUAGAAAGUUAUGAAUUAACGAAUGAUAAGAAUGAAAUAUCAAGAAAAAAAAAAAAAUUGAAAAGUGAAAUAUGGAAUUUAAGGAAAUAUGAUGAAAGUAGUACUACAAAUUUAUAUAAUGAUAGAUAUACUCAGGAAAAUGAAUGUAAUGAAAUAAGAAGAAAGCAAUAUGAUUUUUUAUUAAGUCAUAAUAUAUUUUAUAAUUGUAAUAAAAAUGAAUUGGAAUGUUUAUUAUGUACAUGUAAUAUGUAUGGUAAGAAUACAUUAGUAAUUAAUGAUGAUAAAUAUAUAUCAACACAGAAUAAAAAUAAUAAUAAAAAGAACACCAUGAACAUGAACAUGAACAAUAAUAAUAAUAAUAAUAGUAGUAGUAGUAGUAGUAGUGAUAUAUAUAAUUGUAGUAGUAUAUUAAUAUGUGAUAAUAAAUGUACUAAUGAUAUGAAAGAAAAAUGUGAUAUGGUUAUAUUAAAUAAAAGUUUAUAUGAUUAUAUAAAAUUAAAAUAUAUAUCAAAUUGUAUUUUAAUGAAUAUAAAAUUACAUAUUGAAUAUAAUAUAAUAUUUUAUAUAUCGCUUGUAUUAUUUUCUAUAAUAUCUACUUUAGUAAAUGGUUUGGAAUUUUUAAGUACAGUACAAAUAUUAUAUAUAUAUAUAAUUAAAAAUAUAUUUUUCCAUUAUAUUUCUUGUUAUCGUAAAUGUAAUUAUAGUGUAGUUCAUCAUGAUUCAAAUAAUAAAUAUUCUUAUAAUUUUUUUGAAGAAAAAGAUAUCAAUAAUAUUAUAUCUUCUAUAUUAUCUAAAAUAACUAUUUUAUUAGUCGUGUUUUUAUUUGGUCAUUUAUUUAUACCAGAAAAUAAAUGGAUCUUUAUAACGGAUGAAAUUAGAGAGAAUUUUGAAUUUUCUGAAUUUUCAUUUCUAAUAGAUAGACAACAAUCUAAUUAUUUUCAUACCGUUAGAUCUAGUUUAAGGUUUAAGAAAAAUUUAGAAAAUCUUAAGAUUCAAAAUAAUAUCGAUAUAAAAAAUGAUUAUAGGACAAUGAAUGAAUGGGAAUAUCAUAUAAGUCCUAGUAGACAUGGUACCAUCGUAUUUAAUGUCUUCUUUUUGUUAUUUUUCUUUUCAUAUAUUUAUUUAUAUAUAAAAACAUUUUCUAAGGAGUUUCAAAAUUAUUCUCAGCAAUUUAAAAUCAAGAAAUAUAACUUUUUAUAUUUCAUAAAAAAAAAAAAGGAUCAAGUUUUUUUAGAGAAGGAUCUUAUGAAAAGAUUAAUGCAUGAUGUAAAGAAAGAAAUUGUAAUAUCUGAUGAAAAAGCAGAUGUAAAUAAAAAACACAAUAAAAUAAAUAAUAAUAAUAAUAAAAUAAAUAAUAAUAAUAAUAAUAAUAAUAAAAUAAAUAAUAAUAGUAAUAUGAAGAAGAAUCAUGAUGAUGAUACAAACAUAUACAAUGAAACCAAUUAUACAAAUAAACAAGAUUCCAAAAUAUUAAAAAAAAUUUCUAGUUCUUUAAAUAAUAUAAAAAAUGAAUUAUAUAAAAAACGUGAAAUGAUAAAUAAUUCUAUAUUUAUGGAAAGUAUUUUUGAGAAUUAUAAAAUAUUUUUUUUAUUUCUAUUUAUUAUGAUUAUCCAUAUUUGUGCUAUUCAAUAUGGAUCUUUUUUUUUCCAUUUUCACGUAAAUGGAUUGACUUUUAUUCAAUGGGUCUUUUGCUUUUUAUGUUGUCUUUUAGAUUUUUUAAUUUUUACAUUUAUAUCUUACUUUGGUUUUUUUCAAGUAUCAUCUGAUUUUUUUAAGAUGUUUCAAUAUUUAUAUGAACCUCGGGAAAAAAAUAUAUUCGAUUCCUUGAAUGAAUAUAGGAAAAGCUCUACUUCACACAGAUAUAAAUAUGACCUCAAAGAGACGAGAAAAAGUUGGGUAUAA
Molecule: messenger RNA, 5493 nt
Organism: Plasmodium reichenowi
Lineage: Eukaryota; Apicomplexa; Aconoidasida; Haemosporida; Plasmodiidae
Product: E1-E2 ATPase, putative
Exons: 5
Coding region: 1-5493 (1830 amino acids)
Cellular component (GO): intracellular membrane-bounded organelle
Molecular function (GO): P-type calcium transporter activity
Source: RefSeq, a predicted model, not a curated record